AUGAUCCAGAAGCUUAUUGACUUUCUUGAAUAUUGCAGGCGUAAAUUACAACAAUCAAGGUUAGACAUACACAUUGUACUCCACCAACUGCUCAUUUUUUCAAAAAAACAGAUAACAAUUGAAAAUAUAUUUGUCGAUUCAGAAACAAACAAAAUAGCUUUCGGCGCUGACCAAUCUCGAGUUUCAAACCAGGCACCAAAUCGUGCUGAAUUUUUUAAAUUUUUACUUAUGACAGUUCAAGGAGAACUCUCAGAGAAUGAUCAAGCAUUUAUUGAGUCAUUUAGCACUAACGAUGAUAAGAUAAUCAAGCAUGCUUUUAGACUUGUAUUAAUGCCUGAAGGUUUCGAAGCAAUCGGUUACGGCGAUCACUCGGUUGUAAUAAAGCCAAUAGAUAAUCCAAUGUUCGUAUUCAAGUACAUGCAAUGCGAUAAUCCUCAAGACAAACUUAUCAAAGAAAGACUCGGAGAAACAGAUCAUUAUCCAAGUAUCCUAACAAUUCCUCAUACAAAAUUUGUUUCAUCCAUUUACUGCCAGAAUGGAACUCUUACAAGCUAUGUUACCAACAAUCCAGAUCUUACAAAUUCUCAAUUAAUCCAAAUUUUCAUAAAUACAUGCAACUUGGUCAUGAAAAUCCAUUCUAGGAAGAUUCUUAUUAGAGAUAUCAAACCAGAUAACAUCUUGAUUGACGAUAAUUUGAUCCCACACAUUUCUGAUUUUGAUGUUGCUUUAAUUGAUCAAAUGGAAUCAACAGAAUAUGUAGGCACAGAGCUAUUCAUGGCACCAGAAGUUAAGAAAAAUAAGGAAGGUAUAUGCCCUUAUGGUGUCAAAUCUGAAAUUUAUUCUCUUGGAUGCGUUCUCAGCUGGAUGUUCACACACAUAUACGCAAACUUUGCUCAUUUCACUCCACUAGUUCCUCCAAGUAUCCAAAAACUCGCUUUGCAGAUGCUUUCAGAAAAACCAGAAGAUAGGCCAACUUUAGAUGUAGUUGUGCGUGAAUUAGAUAGCAUAAGAAAAAUACACUAUAAUGAUGAUAAUGAUUUCGGAAUAAUUUCUACACCUUUUUAUCAUCAACCAAAGGCCGAUGUUCCUAAAAUUAUUCGCGAUGCAGCACAAAAGAGAUCAGCAUACAAAGGACAUGGUAACAACGGAAAAGAUGAUAACAAGUUUGAUUUCAAAUGUGAAAGAAAAGAUUCUGAUGAAACCAAAUAUUUUCUAAGUAAACAAGAUAUAGAGGAAAAGAUUCAAGAAGAAUAUAAUACAAAGAUAUAUAAAUCAGCAUAUACUAGUGGUAACAACGGAAAAGAUAAUGAAAACAAGUUUGAUUUCAAAUUUAAAAGAAAUGAUUCUGAUGUAUUUCAAUAUUUUCUAAGUAAACAAGAUAUAAAGGAAAAGAUUCAAGAAGAAUAUAAUACAAAGAUAUAUAAAUCAGCAUAUACUAGACGUAGUAACAACGGAAAAGAUAAUGAAAACAAGUUUGAUUUCAAAUUUAAAAGAAAUGAUUCUGAUGUAUUUCAAUAUUUUCUAAGUAAACAAGAUAUAAAGGAAAAGAUUCAAGAAGAAUAUAAUACAAAGAUAUAUAAAUCAGCAUAUACUAGACGUAGUAACAACGGAAAAGAUAAUGAAAACAAGUUUGAUUUCAAAUUUAAAAGAAAUGAUUCUGAUGUAUUUCAAUAUUUUCUAAGGAAACAAGAUAUAAAGGAAAAGAUUCAAGAAGAAAAACUUAAGGUUGCGCGCCUAAGAUUACAGCUUUUUAUCCUCAAACACUUCUUUUACCAGGAUGCGAGAUUAAUCCUAACAAACAAUUAG
This is a messenger RNA of Trichomonas vaginalis G3, 1806 nucleotides long. RefSeq names its product mitogen-activated protein kinase kinase kinase 20-related family. Gene Ontology annotation, biological process: protein phosphorylation. NCBI's taxonomy places the organism in Eukaryota, Parabasalia, Trichomonadida, Trichomonadidae. The record is from RefSeq and is a predicted model, not a curated record. Bases 1 to 1806 code for a protein of 601 amino acids. The transcript has a single exon. Gene Ontology annotation, molecular function: ATP binding; protein kinase activity.